Molecule: messenger RNA, 1870 nt
Organism: Mercenaria mercenaria
Lineage: Eukaryota; Metazoa; Mollusca; Bivalvia; Venerida; Veneridae
Product: aldehyde dehydrogenase 1A1-like
Exons: 13
Coding region: 197-1459 (420 amino acids)
Molecular function (GO): aldehyde dehydrogenase (NAD+) activity
Source: RefSeq, a predicted model, not a curated record
AAAACAAAGGAUAGUUCUGUUACAGAUUUUAAUCAACAAUGAAUGGGUGAACUCAGCUUCCGGACGCACGUUUCCGACGAUAAAUCCGGCAACGGCACAGAAAAUUAUCGACGUACAGGAAGGGGAUAAGGCUGAUGUGGACAAGGCUGUAGCAGCAGCUAAAGAGGCUUUCAAAUUCGGGUCACCAUGGCGACGGAUGGACGCUAGCCAGAGAGGCCGGCUUCUGAACAAGUUUGCGGACCUUAUAGAGAGAGACAUAUCUUACCUUGCUAGCUUGGAAACACUGGACAAUGGCAAACCGUUUAAAAACGCCGUCAGUGACAUGAGAUUUGCAAUCAAGGUUACGAGAUAUUAUGCCGGAUGGUCGGACAAGAACCAAGGAAAAACUAUCCCAGUUGAUGGCAGUUAUUUCGCGUACACUAGACAUGAACCAGUUGGAAUAUGUGGACAGAUUAUACCGUGGAAUUAUCCAGUAUGUAUGUUUGUAUGGAAGCUCGCACCUGCAGUUGCCAUGGGUAACGUAGUAGUUAUCAAACCAGCAGAGCAAACGCCGCUAACUGCACUGUAUGCGGGGGCAUUGGCGAUCGAGGCGGGGUUUCCUCCUGGUGUUGUUAACAUUGUACCAGGAUAUGGACCGACGGCGGGAGCUGCAAUAACUGAUCAUCCAGAUAUAAAUAAAGUGGCAUUCACCGGCUCGACAGAGGUAGGUCAGCUGAUCAUGCAGGCUGCCGGAGCUUCCAAUCUGAAGAGGACAACUUUAGAACUGGGAGGGAAAAGCCCUAAUGUCAUCUUUCCGGAUGUAGAUAUUGACCAGGUGGUGGAUUUCGCCAAUGAGGCUGCGAUGACGAACAUGGGUCAGUGCUGUGUUGCGGGGUCAAGGACGUUCGUACAUGAGGAUAUCUAUGACGAGUUUGUCAAGAAGUCUGUGGAACGGGCGAAGAGAAGAACUGUGGGUGACCCCUGGGAAAAUCCUGAAAAUGGACCACAGGUCGAUGAGGAACAGUUUAACAAGAUCCUUGGACUUAUCAAGGCAGGACAGAAGGACGGUGCUAAACUAGAGUGUGGCGGGGAUCGCCAUGGUGACACGGGAUAUUUCAUCCAACCGACGGUGUUCAGCGGAGUUCAGGAUGAUAUGCGCAUCGCCAGAGAAGAGAUCUUUGGACCAGUCCAGAGUAUUUUCAAAUUCAAGACAAUGGAGGAAGUUCUCGAGCGAGCUAACGACACGAACUAUGGGCUGGCUGCAGCCGUGUUCACUAACGACAUCAACACAGCUAUGACCUAUACACAGGGCGUCAAAGCAGGAACCGUAUGGGUAAAUUGUUACGAGGUAGUGAAUGCCCAAGCACCGUUUGGCGGUUACAAGAUGUCUGGACUUGGACGAGAACUCGGAGAGUACGGUCUUAGCCAGUAUACGGAGGUGAAAAAUGUUGUUAUAAAGAUUCCACAGAAAAACUCAUAAAACCUCAGCAACAGGGACAAAACUCUGGCAAUGCAAAUAAAGACUUUGGGAUUUGCCUCUAAAAACAUAAAUUUACAAAACAUGCAAAUACUGGAAGUAUUCGCGCAGCUGCAAGACUCCCGGAGCAUGUGUUGGCGCUGUUUAAAUUAAUAUGAUAAUGUAUAUUUGCGUAGACAUGUUAGUGUUAAUGUGGUGUGUGCAUAAUUUGGUUUUAUGGUGCAAGCAGGCCGCAUAUUUUUUAUUUGAUUUUCGUUACAUUUUUCAGGAACGUUACAAAUAAUGUAAUAUCAGUCUUGAGAAAUCGAACGCAGGGUGAAUACUAUAUUAGGGCAGGAAGGUCUAAUACGUAUCAGUUGUUCCAGAUUGGGGAUACAUAUUUACUUUGAAAUAAAGCUUACAUGCUAAUGUAAA